AACAUGGCAGUAUUUUGGGGGAGAUCCACAUGGGAAUAUUGGACAUUGGAGAAUAAAUGAAUAAUAGUUGUGUGCUGGGAAGUGGAAGUGAGUGAGAUACUUACUUUACAAACAUAGUUAAAUAAGUGUUCAAAGUGAUGGUUAUACUCAUCCUCAAUUUGAUCACUUUUAAGCUAUCCUGGCAGAUGAGUUCAGUUUGUUAGUAUGAACUAUGAUUGACUCUGGCAUUGACAUUAACACUCACUUUUACCGAAUUGAUUGUAUCUGUAAUUUGAUUUUGGAGAAGGUGUUGUUUAUAAUAGAAGUUCUGUUACUUGCCAUAUACAGAGUCCUCCUCCCCUCUGAUCCCUUCUAUUGUUAUUUAUCCGUGUUCAAUGCUACAAUUUUUCAUUAGGUUAUCGUCUUCAUAAAUUAUUAGCCUCAGAUGUCAGAGCUAAUAUAAUAUAUGAAGGAUAUGGCAUCUGAGCAUACCUGUUUAAACAUCUGCAAACCAAUUGGGUUGUUAUUACUGACAGAAGAAUGUCAGAAGGAACCAGUCUGGUGUUGGAGUCAUCUGAAAAUGGCACAGAUUUGUCUCAGGAUGACAUUGGGACCAUUGAGGAAACACCAGAGGAAACAAUUUUGUCAAGACAAACUUCUGUCAACCUCGUCCCUUUUAUUGGUCAGAGAUUUGUUUCUCAGGAAGCAGCCUAUGAAUUUUAUUGCAGUUUUGCUAAACAAUGUGGCUUUUCAAUUAGACGGCACCGAACUCGGGGGAAAGAUGGGGUUGGCCGGGGAGUUACAAGGAGGGAUUUUACUUGCCAUCGUGGUGGAUAUCCCCAGAUUAAACCUUCUGAUGAUGGGAAGGCGCAAAGGAACCGGAAAUCAUCACGCUGUGGUUGCCAAGCAUACAUGCGCAUUGUGAAAAGAGCAGAUUUUGAUGUCUCUGAAUGGCGUGUUACUGGUUUUAGGAACAUUCACAAUCAUGAGUUGUUAAAGUCCAAUGAGGUGCGACUUCUUCCAGCAUAUUGUCCUAUAUCUCCUGAUGACAAGAGUCGUAUAUGCAUGUUUGCUAAAGCUGGAAUGUCAGUAAGGCAAAUGCUAAGAUUGAUGGAGCUAGAGAAAGGUGUCAAACUUGGUUGUCUUCCUUUUACAGAGAUAGAUGUAAGAAACCUGUUGCAAUCUUUCAGAAAUGUGGAUAGAGAUAAUGAUGCUAUUGAUUUGAUUGCUAUGUGCAAGAGGUUAAAGGAUGAAAACCAAAACUUCAAGUAUGAAUUCAAGAUAGAUAGUAAUAACAGGCUUGAGCAUAUCGCAUGGUCCUACAGCUCCUCCAUUCAAUCAUAUGAGGCAUUUGGAGAUGCUGUGGUUUUUGACACAACCUACCGAGUAGAUGCCUAUGACAUGCUGUUGGGAAUUUGGCUUGGUGUGGACAAUAAUGGAAUGACUUGUUUCUUUAGUUGUGCACUUCUACGGGAUGAAAAUAUGCAGUCUUUUUCAUGGGCUCUAAAGGCUUUCUUGAGCUUCAUGAAAGGAAAGGCUCCACAAACAAUAUUAACAGACCAUAACAUGUGGCUGAAAGAGACCAUUGCUGUUGAAUUGCCUGAAACUAAGCAUGCCUUUUGUAUAUGGCAUAUUCUUUCUAAGUUCUCUGUUUGGUUUUCUUUACUUCUUGGAUCACAAUAUGAUGAGUGGAAAUCUCAGUUCCAUCGCCUCUACAAUUUGGAAUUGGUAGAGGAUUUUGAAGAAGGCUGGAGGCAAAUGGUUGAUAAAUAUGGACUCCACGCAAAUAAACAUAUUAUUAGCCUAUAUUCGUUAAGGACAUUUUGGGCUUUACCAUUCUUGAGGCGUUACUUCUUUGCAGGAUUGACCAGUACAUGUCAGUCUGAGUCCAUUAAUGUUUUCAUCCAACGGUUCUUGAGUGCACAGUCUCAACUAGAACGUUUUGUGGAUCAAGUGGCAGAUAUUGUUGAUUUUAAUGACCGAGCUGGGGCAAAACAAAAGAUGCAAAGGAAACUUCAGAAAGUGUGUCUAAAAACAGGUUCUCCUAUUGAAUCCCAUGCUGCCACUGUACUUACUCCUUAUGCCUUAAGUAAACUCCAGGAAGAGCUAGUUUUGGCACCACAAUUCGCUUCUUUUCUGGUUGAUGAAGGCUGUUUCCAGGUCAGACACCACUCCCAGUCAGAUGGAGGGUGCAAAGUGUUUUGGGUUCCUUGUCAAGAGCACAUCAGCUGCAGCUGCCAUCUGUUUGAGUUUUUAGGCAUCUUAUGUAGACACGUGCUACGUGUCAUGUCUACUAAUAACUGUUUUCACAUCCCUGAUCAAUAUUUACCAGAUCGUUGGCGAGGCAAUAGUUCAUCUUCUGUUAAUCACUUUCGGGGUGCAACUAGUAGGGAUCCGCCUGAAAGGAUGCAAUUUUUGGAAUCCAUGGUUUCAACUUUUUUAGUGGAAUCCAUUGAAACUGAGGAACGGCUGGAUGUUGCUUGCGACCAAAUUUCCAUGGUGCUAUCACGCAUCAAAACCCUUCCUAGGUCCACACAUGGGGUGAAUGACAUAACAUAUAGUUAUCCAUCAGAUUCACUGAUAUUGCCAGAGGUAGAAGAUACUGAUGGAAUGAUUCAUGGCUUUACAAUCACAAAUCCCCAUGAUUCUAUCACUGCAGGAAACCUAAAGGAGAGAAGGGUGAGAGAUGGAGUCGAUCUCACUAGGAAGCGUAGGCAAUUCUCAGCGCCGUUGUGUGCUCAAUAUGGCCAUGAUGCAUCUGAUUGCUCAAUAAUGGCGGGUGACAAUAUGAGUGGAGAUGCAUUAGGGUACUCGUAGAGUGAGUGGAGGUAGUACUCUUGUACAAAGUAAAUGCAUUUUUUCUUGGGGAUACAUAAAUGCAUUUUUUAUUUCAGAUGCAUGUUGUAAUGCACAUAUUUUAUAUUUUCUUCACUCCUUUCCUCCAAUUCAGCGAUACACAUGUUGCCGCCCGCUCUUUACACGAGCAAAAGGUUUCCGUCUUAUUUACACCAUGUAUGAGUAUUGAGAAUUUUGAUUUACCCAAAUACAUAAAUAUUUUUGCUUUUA
Messenger RNA from Cajanus cajan (pigeon pea), 3045 nucleotides. The record is from RefSeq and is a predicted model, not a curated record. NCBI's taxonomy places the organism in Eukaryota, Viridiplantae, Streptophyta, Magnoliopsida, Fabales, Fabaceae.